GGGCGGCGGGAGAGGCUGGGCGGAAAGGCCCCGGGGCAGCGCGGAGUGGGAGCCCCGGGGCCACGGCCCCGCAGCGGUUCGGGGUCGCUGGAGCCGGGGCCGGGGUGUGGAGCUCCUGGAAGGGGCUCGCAGAGGCUCUCGGGUGAGAGGCGGCCUGAGCAGCGAGGUCAGGAUCCUGGGGAUGGCAGAGGGCUGGGGAACGUGUCGGGAAUGUUGGUUUGAUGGUUCUCGCCACCUUGCCAGGGGCCAGAAGGGAAGGGGGGCCAGGUGGGGACUCCCCACUGCCUCCCCUGUUGGCGUGUUGUGUUUGCCUUGUGCUGAAGUGUUUCUGCCGUCGCUCUGUCGCUCUUGGAGCUGGUGAUGCCCCUGCCCAUCGAGCCUUGCCGUGUCCCUCAAAGAUCCUUGACCUGUGGUAGUCGUUGUUGUGACACAUGCACACUUCAUUUCUAUGGCAUGACCCUCUUGGUGGCCACAACAUGGGACAGGGCUGCUGGGAAGACUUUGAGGUGUUCUCUGGCAGGAUCUCAGAUCCACACUGGCUGUGACAGCUUCUUGUCUGAGGCAGGGCUUCUCUUGCAGGGUAUUUCAGCAUUCUCCAUGAGGAUGGUGCUCCUGGCCUGUUUGCCCACCCACCGUGCUUUGGCCUUUGGUGGAGCACCAAGGCUGUUGCAUUCACUUGUGCCAGAGCGUUCUUUGGGCACGUUUUUGGGUCAGAGUUCUGCCUCAGCACCCUGCACGGCUGUGGCUCAGAGAGGUCUGUCCAGGGGACAUCCAAAAACUGUCAUUGUCCCUUGGAUGAGGUUGUGGAGCAUCUCUGCACAGGUGUGGUGGGACCCUGGUCUUCCUGAGCAGUGCAGAAGGUGCUCUGUGUGUUAUCUGUUCAUUCUUUGGUUUUUCAGAGACACGACUUGCAGGACAAAUCUGUUUCCAUGCCUGCUGCUUCCCUCUGCUGCAGCUGGGGUUUGUGGAAAAUGGCCCCAUGGCCAAGGAGUGUGCCCAAGGCAGAGGAAGCAGGGAGGUUUCUCACUGAAUCUGAAAUAUGUGCUAGACUGGCUCAGGAAACUGUUUUAGUUAUUGAAGGGUGGCACUGGAAGGGGAAAUUUUGGUUUUUCCUCACUUUUUUGCAAGAGUGAUUUCAGUCUGGAAGGUUUUCUCAGGGUAGACACAAUUGGCCUCAAGCUGGGGGACAACUUUGUCAGGGCAGAGAGCUCAGACUUUGCCUGUGUGUCCCAAAUGAUGGCUGAGCUUCAUUCCAUGAGCUCAGAGCCUUGAGUCCACACCUAAGGAGUGCAGGAGUCACCCAGAAAUACAAACAUGAGAGUCAGUAGUUGACCAACCUCAAUGUAACUUCUGAAAGUUACUCCUAUGCCCGAGCAGCAGAAACUGACAGGAGGAAAGCAGUGCUGGGGAUGGUAAAGUGAAAUUAAAGGAAUUUAAUCUCCUUUUUUUCCCCCCAAGAUUAAAUGCCACAUGGGCAUAGGAGCAAAUUUCCAGGAUCACAGUACACUGGGAGAAUAACUGGAGAAUAACUCACAGAAUCCCUCAGCAGUGGCACCCUGGCCCAGAACUGUUUUCUGAUUCUGGCCUCAGUUGGCCGCCAGAGCCCCAGGGUGGUUCCAUACCCAGCCCGUGGCCUAUGUCCUGGAGAGCCCGCCCUUCAGAGUGCUGCAGUUGUGUCAAUGGGCUCAGCUGAUCAUCGACUGAACCUGGCAGAGAUCCUUUCCCAGAACUAUGGUGUGAGGGAAGAAAGGGAGGAAGAUGAUACUCAGGAGAAGCAGAAAUCUCUAGAAGAACUGGAGAAGAGUUUCAGUGCCUCUCAGAGCAGUGAAAUGCCAUUUGAGGAGCUGCUGGCACUGUAUGGCUAUGAGGCAUCAGAUCCCAUCUCGGAGCAGGACAGCGAGAGCAAUGACAUCACCCCCAACCUCCCCGACAUGACUCUGGACAAGGAACAAAUAGCGAAGGAUUUGCUUUCAGGGGAAGAAGAGGAGGAGACCCAGUCUUCAGCUGACGAUCUGACUCCGUCCGUCACGUCCCACGAUGCAUCGGACUUAUUCCCAAACCAGCCUGGCUCAAACAACUUCCUUGCUGAUGAAGACAAAGAGCCAUGUUCAUCACCAUGUGCUUCCUCCAUGGCUGAGGACUCAGAGGUGGAUUCCAUCCCAUCCAAUGAGUGUAAGAAGGAGAUCAUGGUUGGACCUCAGUACCAGGCCACUGUUCCCAUCCUCCGUUUAAACAGGCACAGGCAAAAAGUGCUUUUUCUGUUAGCCUAUGAGAAUGAAGAUCAGCUGCUUUGGGACCCCAACAUCCUCCCUGAGAGGGAGGUGGAAGAGUUCCUGUACCGCGCCGUGAAGCGCCAGUGGGACGAGCUGUCCAGCAGCAGCCUGCCAGAGGGAGAGGUGGUCAAGGACAACGAGCAGGCUUUGUAUGAGCUGGUGAAAUGCAACUUCAAUGCAGAAGAGGCACUGCGGAGGUUACGGUUCAACGUGAAGGUUAUCAGAGAUGAGCUUUGUGCCUGGAGCGAGGAAGAAUGUAGAAAUUUUGAACAUGGCUUUAGGGUCCAUGGGAAAAACUUUCACCUUAUCCAAGCCAACAAGGUCCGCACGCGGUCGGUGGGCGAGUGCGUGGAGUAUUACUACAUGUGGAAAAAAUCAGAGCGUUAUGACUACUUCACUCAGCAGACUCGUCUAGGAAGGAAGAAGUACGUCCUCCACCCUGGAGCCACGUGCGUGGAAUAUUCUCACACUAAAAUUAGUAAUAUUAACCUCCCAGUGAAGAUUCCUGCUGCAAAGCACCUCCGCUUAACAGACUGCGCUUUCUUCUCCAGAAGGGAUUUCACUGACAAUGACCUGGAUGGGGUUGAAGUGGAAAACACGAAUCGUUCUCGGAGCUCCCCACCAAUUCCCUCUGCAGCUGGCUGCCUGGAUGCUCACUUUGGUCAAGAUCAGAUAGCAAUUGAGAGCACAGAGCCCCUGAGUGUGGAGAGCACAGCCUGCAGCCUGGGCAGCAUCAGCGAGUCGGGGCAGGGCUACGAGUGCAGCACCCCCUCGGAGACAAACUGCUCCUUCGACCCCUCGGAGGAGACGCCCGCGGGCGCUGUGCCCGUGCCCUGCCCUCGCCACACUGCCACCCCCUCUGAGCCCGAGCUCUUCGCCCUGCCUCCCGCGGGACCAGGGCUGCCAGAGAAGCAGGAGACGUUGCAGAACUCUGGUGAGACAAUAACCAUGGACCUCGCUCUCCCUGCAGACAUUAACGAGGGGCUGCCCUUAAUUGCUGGCCCUGUGGAUUUGGACAGAGAGCCCGAGGCCGUGGUGGCCCCCGCGCAAGUGUCCUUAUCGGUCACAGAUUUCGGUCUCAUUGGCAUCGGAGAUGUAAAUACUUUCCUGACUGCUCAUCAGGCUUGCCCAGCACCUGUGGCUCGGUCAGAGCCUCUGUCACAGUGAAAGUCUCCAGUCACAAAUUUGUCACAGACCCAGCAAGGACUUUGACCUGACUGAGUGAAAUUCUGGAACUUCCGCUGUCCUGUAGGGACAGUUUGGAGCUGUUGGUCGGAAUCCGUCUUUCCAUCCUCCUUGAUCCAAGGCUACAGUGAAACCAAACACCUUUCUGCUCCGGUGUAUCCUGACACAGUUGUGCAAAGUGGUGGCUGGCUUUCCUGGGUGGGGAGGUCCCUCACCCCCCUCCUGGCUGACCAUGUGUCACCCCGGGUGAUGCCAGUCCGCUCAGAGAGUCCCUGCCUCGGCACAGGGGACGUGUCCCUUGGCCCCAGCAGGACAGUCUGAGGGCAGAGGUGCUUUGAGAAGAGGGAUGUGUCACCAUCAUGGUGAGGGUGCAGGCUGGGGGUCUGAGAGCCCGGGAGGGCUGCAGGGCAGUUCCCUGCAGAGACGGGCACGGCGAUGCCAAGGGAGGCUGACCCUUCCUCCACGGGCAGCGUGCUGCAGUGGGAGCCACUCACCCUGUCCUCCUCCCAGCAGCCAUGGGUCAUGACAGGCAGGCACACAGCUGCUCGUGGGAUGGAAGCACUGCUGUGAGCAGUGAGUAAGGGGGUCAUGCUGCUGACAAGUGCUUUGGAUAUGCUGGAGUGGGGGAAAGUAAUCUGGGACAUCUCCUGUCACCUGUGCACAGCCCCUGGGACCACAGCAGGCUCAGGGAAGGGUGUCCUGGCUGGCAGGGUCACCUUGAGUCCUGCCUGGGACACUAUCCCAGGCUUCAGAGAGGAAUGGGACAAGCUGGCCCUUAAGGACCAUGUCAUGGGACAGUAGUUGGGCUCUCAUGCCAGGAGCACUGGCAGCAGCCACGUGUUCCUUUCUCUCCAGCAGCUCAAGGUGGGAUGUGGCCCUUGGGCAGAAGUGUCAGGUUUUGGAAAGGGAUGCUGUGUGUGCAGCAGCAUGGUGUGCACUUGAGUCCUUCUCACUUCCCCUGCAGUGCUGGGCCAGGGAGAAUUUCUGUGGGGAGUAACAGGAGGUUCUAGACUCAGAGUGAUGCUGGCCAAGAGCUUGGUGCUGCUGCUGGCAGGGGAUGACCUCAUCUUCUCUGGGCUGAAGUGCCAGAGGGAUAAUGCAGGUGAAAGCAUCUGUAACUUCCCAGUUUGUUCCAACAGUUUGUCAGCAGAGGGAGGAGGUUGCUUAGCUCCCAGGGUGCCUGGGAUAUGGGUGCUAGCACAGUGCCAGGCAGGGGAGCGCAGCAUCCCUGGGCUUCCCUGCCCUCCCUGUGUCACAAAACAGGCUGAGAGGAAGGUGUGUCGUUUCUGCCAUGUUCAGGAAGGUGCCAGGUGCUGUGCAGAGCCACAGGAGCCUGUCCUUGGCUGUGCUGGAGUCCAAAGCUGCUUCUCUUCCCAGGUGUGUGGCAGGUGUGGGGUUGGCCACUGGCUCAGUGUGUUCUCAUUCCCCUUUCCCAUGCAGGGAGUGCUCUCCCCUCACCUGCUGGGCAAGGCUCUGCUGCAGACAGAGCUGUGUUUCCUCCAGCUGUGUUCUGCAGCUGGGAAGGGGCUGGGGUUGAGGGUUUUGUAGGGUAGGGUCCUUGGGGCUGUGAUGUGCACUUGGCAGGUACCUAAAGCCAGCAGCCUGCAUCCUCCCUUUACCUGGCUCUGGGAAGUUGUGCCCAGCCCUGCAGCAGGAGCACAGAGACAGCAUCAAACAGCCCCGUGGGGUGUCAGGAUUAGACCUUGUCUCAUCUCCUAAGCCCCAGGUCUGGUCUGUGUGCUUUAGCAGGGGUUUGCUUCGGCCCCCAGCUCUGUGCUGGGAGUGCUGAGCCCCAGGCAGGUGCAGCUGCUCCUGGCUGCUGGGAACAGAGAGCAAACACGAGUGCCUGCUCCGUAGUGGAACUGCCCAGGCUGAGAUUCCCCUUUUGUGGGGUGAGAGGAAGCUCCUUGGCUGAAGGGAGAGGAGGAGGCAGGGUGAGAGCACAGGCAGCCCUCCCAGGGAGGGCCAGGCCUUGGCAUCUCCUCCAUCGGCUGAGAACAUUCUUAUUUUCCUGAAACCAUUUUUUCUUUUGGUUUAUUUCAAGCCCUAGUGAAAGGAGAGGGGAGCUGGCUGAGGCAGAAAUCUCUUUAUGUCCUUCAGUGUUGUUUACAGAUUUGCAUGGGGUCUUUCAACAUGAGUGCAGCGCUUUUUCCACAUAACUUUGAGGGAGAGGAGUGAGAAAGGCUGGGACAGGGAGGGGGAGUCACUGGGGGAGGAGGUUUGGUUCUGGUUUUUUGGGUUUUUUUUGUUGUUGGGGUUUUCUUUUUCCUUCUUACAAAGCACAUUCACUUUGAGCCGCUCCCCAUGCUGGACUCUUUCCUCCCUUGCCCCCCAGCCCUACACUGUGAAGUGACACUGCCUUGAAGACCCCUCACCGUUAUUUAUUUAAUUAAAACCUAAUUUGAAAGUGA
Passer domesticus (house sparrow) is the source of this 5869-nucleotide messenger RNA. RefSeq names its product MIER family member 2 (gene MIER2). Gene Ontology annotation, molecular function: histone deacetylase binding; transcription corepressor activity. NCBI's taxonomy places the organism in Eukaryota, Metazoa, Chordata, Aves, Passeriformes, Passeridae. Gene Ontology annotation, biological process: negative regulation of transcription by RNA polymerase II. Gene Ontology annotation, cellular component: nucleoplasm. Bases 1680 to 3440 code for a protein of 586 amino acids. The record is from RefSeq and is a predicted model, not a curated record. The transcript is spliced from 13 exons.